This is a messenger RNA of Salvelinus namaycush (lake trout), 2389 nucleotides long. Its product is annotated as lipid droplet assembly factor 1-like. Bases 308 to 817 code for a protein of 169 amino acids. The record is from RefSeq and is a predicted model, not a curated record. The transcript has 6 exons. Lineage: Eukaryota; Metazoa; Chordata; Actinopteri; Salmoniformes; Salmonidae.
AACAGUUUUGCAAAACGUUUGGAUUAGUAGCGAACUACACGAUUUGCUGUGUUAAAAUUAAAGUCGUGUGGAAUUGAGGAAUAACUCAAUGUGUUGCUUGCUUUGUUAGCUAGCAAGUCGUUGGAAAUAGCUUUAGCUAUUCAGCUAGGCUAACGUUAGUGAAAGUAAACAAACCAAGAAACCCAGCUAACUGUUACUACAAACGUUAGCUGAUGUGUCAUCAAGGCGCUUUGCUGAAAUAGACUUAUAAGUGAGCUAGCUAGGUAAUCGGUAUUCAUAUGUGUGUCUCCAUGAGAGAAACCAAACAAUGCAGUGCAACAAUGUGACAGCUAUCCCCAAAGGGCUACUGCAGCUUCGAGGCAGUUUGAGUAGCAUGAUGGACAGCCUGUACUAUGACCCCAAGGUGGCAGAGUUGAUGAACACAUCAAUGGGGCAGUACCUCAAUGGCCACCCAUUCUUAGCCAUGGCUGUGUUGGUAUUUGGCGCCAUGGCCACUGUACCCAUUGGGAUUUUUCUGACCUUUGCCACUGUUACAUUCAUUGGUGCCACUGUGGGUUUAGUUUUAUUGGAGGUGUUUCUGCUAUCCCUGGGAGGGGUCAGUCUGCUGUGUGUGCUCUCUGCUCUGGCCAUCCUCUCCAUCCUGGUCUCCUUGGUCCUCGGUGCCUGUUACAUUACCUCUUACAAUGUGCUCAACUUCUACUACAGCCAGCGUGUCAGUAGGUACCGAGCCACUAGGUUGGAGCCUGCGACAAAUAUAACAGUCAUGGAACAAGAUGGAGAAGAAGAUGAAGAAGCCUAUGGGAAGCCGGAGGUAUAAGGAGCUGCAGCGUCAGUGAUGGAGAUGGCCUUCUACAGACACAAUCGUAUACUGAUCACUGCACUGCAGUCCUCAAACUGGCAGAUAGGGGUUCCUCUAGACUCGAGAACUAGAUAGAGUAAAACCUCAGGUUGACUUUUCAUUAAAGGCCCAAUGCAGCUGUUUUUAUCUCAAUAUCAAAUCAUUUCUGGCUAAUAAUUAAGUACCUUACUGUGAUUUGUUUUAAAUUAAAACAAACAAAAAUUGCUUCUUAGCAAAGAGCAUGUUCUCAAGCAAUAAUUGUUUAGGUCUAAGUUGGGAGGGAAAAACUGAACAAUAUCUGUUAUUGUCAGAGAUGUUUGGAACUCACUUUCUUAUUGGUCUAUUAACUAAUUUACCGCCAGGUGAUGUCAACAGGCAGCCCACCAAAGCAGGCUGAAAUUUCAGGUGGUCUUUUCAAACAGCUCUUACACUGAAAGGGCAUCAUUUUCACAAUUGCACAGUAUUAUUCCAACAUCAUAGUCUGGAAAUAUUUAUAAAACAGAAAAAUCAUGUCUUUGACUGCCCUGGGCCUUUAACUAGAAAAAUCUAUUAUCCAAACAGCCCAAUGGAAUCAUCACCAUUGAUACAAGUAUUAAUAUUUCUUUAUAUGAUUCUGGAGGUUGUAUAAUUUCACCUGACUGAAUCUAGGCACAUUGAUUGUUGAUUUCUUUUAUUGCAUUAUAGCAUUUGUACUAAUAUCUCUAUUUUCUUGAUCUUUCUAAGGGUUAAGAGUACAAAUAUGUAUAUUUUAUACAUAAACAUAGUUGAAAUUCAAGCUGCUAUCAGUUGCUAGUCUGAUUGUCAGAUGUUACAUGCAAUGAAUGUACCUUGGUUUUUAUUGUCCUCAUCAUUUGCAAUGGAGAGGGGACUAAGAACCUGUAAUGGUAGAAAUGAUUUGUUAAACAAAGCCCAUUUAGAACAUGAGAUGACCAGGUAGCAGUGCAAAUAAUAUACAUGUUACUACUACAUUGUAUUUGACAAUCUGUGUAUUCUGUAAACAAUGUGUACAUUUGCCAAAGAUUUCAUUAAAUGUGUUAAUCUAGUUUUGAUCCACAUAGGAUUAAUAACAGGUCAGUCUUUUACGUUUAAAAUCUGUGGUCCAUUUGAACAGUGGGAGCUAGUUUCUGUGACUAAGGUCAUGUCUGUUUUUGUAAACCAGAAAUGUAAAGUAUGCACUAAUAGAGAUGAUAGUGACUGAUGAUUUGUAUCAAAAAUAAAGUGUUUUUAUAUGUAUUCAAUUGAAUGUACCUUUUCUCUGAAGGUUAGUGGUGAGAUGUUACUUUGAUGGAAUGUUUCAAGUAAAUCACUUAAACUGCACUAAAUUGAUUUGCUCUAGAAAGCCAGUGUCUCAGUAUUGUAAGACAUUUUUCUAAUGUACAAAAGUGUGCCCAUUUGUAAUGAUUGACCCUUCACAGAUUUGUAGUUCUGGCCUUGAGCAGUUAUUGUUAAAUGUUCUGUAUUGUCAUGUUUAAAGGUGGACCCCAGGAAUAGCAGCUGAUGCUUUCGCAAAAGCUAAUGGGGAUUCUAAUAAAAUACAAGUAAUUCUAAGUA